AUGUUUAAUAUAUAUUUUCGUAAUUUUUCUAAAAAAGCUGGUUGGUCUUGGCUAAAAAAUAGAAGAGGAAGAAAAAAAAUUAUUUCUAUUGUGUACCCGCCUAAAGAAAGAAGUAAAAUAAUAAAAUUAAAUGAUGAAAGUGAUAAAUUAAUUUUUGUGAGUAAUGGAAAAUUAAGAAAUAAUUUCUUAUCUACUGUAAAAAAUAUGAAAGAAACAAAAUGUGUUAUAAAAAAUAAUUUAAUUUAUACACCAUGUUUAGUUAUAUCUAAAGCUAAAUGUCAUACACUUUUAGAAAUAUUGACGUAUGAUGAAAUUUUACAUUUAGAAAAAUUGUCACCACAUAUUUUAAAAUGCUUUGAAGAAGCUGAAAAGAAAUUAGAGCAAGAAAAGGAAAAUAAUAUAUUAAAAAAACAUGAAGCACUAAAAUUUAAAUUAAUUAAAUAA
Molecule: messenger RNA, 444 nt
Organism: Plasmodium relictum
Lineage: Eukaryota; Apicomplexa; Aconoidasida; Haemosporida; Plasmodiidae
Product: conserved Plasmodium protein, unknown function
Exons: 1
Coding region: 1-444 (147 amino acids)
Source: RefSeq, a predicted model, not a curated record